UUCAGUGAAGAAGAGGAAUCCAUGUGAUGUUGAAUUAGGCUUUGUUGUGUUGAGCCGUUUUCAUGUGAUUUCUUCUCAUAUACUGCCUGUGAUAUACUUGAAUACCUUUCUCUAAAAUCUCAUCUCUUUCCCCUUAUAAAUUAAUGCAUCCCUUCCAUUCUCUCUUUCCAUUAUUCUUAUCUUCUUCAUUUAUUUACCAUCUAAUUUCCCUCUUCAACCUACAAAUUCUGCUAUGAAAAUUAUUUCCUUCUUCAUUACCGCUGCUCUUCUUCUCAUCCCUCUUCCUGCUGCCUUUGCUAGAACUGCUCGACGGCUUCCCCCACGUCAUGACGAUGAUGGUGAGGAGGAGUAUCCGGCAUGGCCAACAACAGGAGAGAGCGGAGGCGCCGUGGGGACACCGACCUCAAGUGCGGCAGAGGAGGAGAAGAAAAUGGCGGAGAAGCAAGGAAGAGAAGUAGUUGCAGUUGAAAUAGUAGGGUCAAGGUUGCCAGAUUGCUCCCAUGCUUGUGGGUCAUGUAGGCCUUGUAGAUUAGUAAUAGUUAGCUCAGCAUGUGCGUCUCUUGCUCAGGCUGCUGAGACAUGCCCUGUAUCAUAUAGGUGUAUGUGUAAUCACAAGUGUUACCCUGUUCCUUAAAAUAAAGCAUUUUUUCUCUUCA
This is a messenger RNA of Manihot esculenta (cassava), 656 nucleotides long. RefSeq names its product protein EPIDERMAL PATTERNING FACTOR 2. Gene Ontology annotation, biological process: guard cell differentiation; stomatal complex development. The transcript has 2 exons. The record is from RefSeq and is a predicted model, not a curated record. Bases 233 to 634 code for a protein of 133 amino acids. Lineage: Eukaryota; Viridiplantae; Streptophyta; Magnoliopsida; Malpighiales; Euphorbiaceae.